AUGGCCCUCGACGUACACAACCAUCAAAUGACUAGAAACAUUGUGGUAGGCGUGCUCGCUCUGCAAGGGGCUUUCUACGAGCAUCUCAAGCUUCUACAGAGAGCUUUCCGAGAAGUAGCCAUUGGCCAGGACGAAGAAUGGGAAUCUGUGGAGAUUCGCACCGCACAAGAGCUCGAGAGAUGUGAUGCUCUUAUAAUUCCUGGUGGAGAGACCGAGUCCGCCAAUCGCACGAAGAAAGGCGGUCAGGAGCUCAUCGGUGGUUUGGACGUGAGAGUGAAUCGUAAUUAUUUCGGGAGACAGACGGAGAGCUUCGAAGCUGAGCUGGCCCUGCCAUUCCUCGGUACAAAGGACGGAAGAGGAGACGUCAAACCGUUCAAUGGAAUCUUCAUCAGAGCGCCAGUGGUCGAGAAAAUAUUGCCAGUGAUACGAGGAGAGCAGGCGAGUGAAAGAGCGAUCGACGAAACGGUCAUUGCGCCGUCCCGGAGUCCUGAAGGUGAGAUGAAUGAGCAAGUUCUUCGACCUGUUGAAGUCAUGGCUACUUUACCUGGUCGAAGUCGAACGCUCAAAAAACAUGUCGCCGCAACGGGAUUGGAGGACGAAACUGGAGAUAUCAUUGCCGUGAAGCAAGGCAAUGUCUUUGGAACGAGCUUCCAUCCAGAGUUGACGGAAGAUGCAAGGAUCCAUGUAUGGUGGCUGCAGCAGGUUAAAGACAUGACUCAACACGAGGAAAAGAGUAGAUUUCCUUGA
Messenger RNA from Letharia columbiana, 747 nucleotides. RefSeq lists its product as uncharacterized. Gene Ontology annotation, cellular component: cytosol; glutaminase complex. Bases 1 to 747 code for a protein of 248 amino acids. Gene Ontology annotation, molecular function: glutaminase activity. Lineage: Eukaryota; Fungi; Ascomycota; Lecanoromycetes; Lecanorales; Parmeliaceae. The transcript is spliced from 2 exons. Gene Ontology annotation, biological process: pyridoxal 5'-phosphate biosynthetic process; pyridoxine metabolic process. The record is from RefSeq and is a predicted model, not a curated record.